AUGCCUUUUGGAGAGAUGACCAUCACGCUCCACGACGUUGCAGUGUUGCUUGGGAUUCCAGUCGGUGAAGAUAUGGUUGUAGGGAAUGAGAGUGUGAAAGCACAGUUGUGUGAGAUGCUGAGGGUCGAACAAUUGAAUGAACGAUCCAAGCCUUCGCUUAAGAGUGGGGGUUUAGUGUGUGUUGAAGCUAUGCAGCAGGUUGGGAGGUUUCGGGAAAGAGAUUCUGAGGUACGGAUGUUCUUGACCUGUUUGUUGGGGACCACCUUGUUUGUGGACAGGAGUGGGGAUCGGGCGCAGGUUUGGCCUCUCCAGUUCUUGGGGGACACUAGACGGCUGAGGAAAUAUUCUUGGGGGUCUGCUACACUCGCCUAUUUGUAUAGGCAACUCGGCAUGGCGUCUCGGGCGGAUUGCAAAGGCAUGGGUGGCUGUUUGACCCUCCUUCAGAUCUGGAUCUACGAGUACUUCCCGUGUUUACGAGAUCAGAAGUUGGGGACACGUGGAUUGGUGUGCGGGGAACCUUUUGCUAAGAAGUGGGAGGGGGUGAGAAUUGGAGGUGGGGCACAGUUGAUGAAUGAGAGGUUGGAUCACUAUCGUCGAGUACUGGAUAAUAUGACAGAUGAGUUCGUUUUUUGGUGCCCAUUCGGCCCCAGACCUGGUGAGAUGGUCUCUCGUUCUUUGUACUCUGGUGUCAUUCGGUGCAUGAGUGUUGAGGAGAUGUACGAUCCCUCGCGUUGCCUCCGUCAGUUUGGGUACGUACAGACCAUCCCCUCAGAUCCGCUUCCUCCAGUUGAUGUUUGCCGAUCUGCGAAUGUCAAGAUGUACUCCUUCUCCUACGGUCCCGGCUUGAGUGAGCUUUGGAAGGCCCCUCACUGCCACUCGGUGCAGUUGGAUUCGAUAUCGAGACCUGUUCAAAAACCGGAAGAUACCGAGGAUGGGUAUCUACAGUGGUAUAUGGGACGUACCCACCCGAGGAUCGUCUGCCCCAGUGCUGCUGACCAGGAGAUACACCACCAUCUUAGUCAUGAUCAGGAAAGUUUAAUUAUGUUAUUGAUAUCGUUAUUCUGUACAAGUUUAAAUAUUGCAUUAGUUAUCGAAUAA
Messenger RNA from Linum tenue, 1098 nucleotides. NCBI's taxonomy places the organism in Eukaryota, Viridiplantae, Streptophyta, Magnoliopsida, Malpighiales, Linaceae. The record is from the annotation of a GenBank genome assembly.